This is a messenger RNA of Puma concolor (puma), 1805 nucleotides long. RefSeq names its product zinc finger protein 248 (gene ZNF248). Gene Ontology annotation, molecular function: RNA polymerase II cis-regulatory region sequence-specific DNA binding; DNA-binding transcription repressor activity, RNA polymerase II-specific. The record is from RefSeq and is a predicted model, not a curated record. Gene Ontology annotation, biological process: regulation of cytokine production; negative regulation of transcription by RNA polymerase II; regulation of immune system process. NCBI's taxonomy places the organism in Eukaryota, Metazoa, Chordata, Mammalia, Carnivora, Felidae. Gene Ontology annotation, cellular component: nucleoplasm.
CCUUCCCUGGUUUCCGGGUCCACGCGGCGAGGGAGCUGCGGCUCUGCCUCCUUCACUAAGAGCGGAAAAUGAACAGAUCCCAGGAACAAGUGUCAUUCAAAGAUGUAUGUGUGGACUUCACUCAGGAAGAGUGGUAUCUGCUGGAUCCUGCUCAGAAGAUACUAUACAGAGAUGUGAUUCUAGAAAAUUACAGCCACCUUGUCUCAGUAGGAUAUUGCUUUACUAAGCCAGAAGUGGUCUUCAAGAUAGAGCAAGGAGAGGAGCCCUGGAUAUUAGAGGCAGGAUUCCCAAGCCACUGCCACCAAGAAGACUGGAAAGUUGAUGACCUGAUAGAGAGCAGCCAGGACAAUGAAGACGAACAUUUUUGGCAACUUGAUUUUACCGCCAACAAAACAUUAAAUAUAGAUAGUGGUGCUAGAGUAAGAAAAACUUUCAAUCUGGGCACAGAUUCUGUUCCUUCAAGAAAUUUUCCAUAUAAGAUAUGUGACUCGUGUGAAAUGAGUUUGAAAAAUAUUUCAGGCUUAAUUAUUAGUAGAAAGAGCUAUUCUGGAAAGAAGCCUGAUGAGUUUAAUGUAUAUGAGAAAUUGCUCCUUGACAUCAGGCAUGAGAAAACUCCUCCUGGAGGGAAAUCUUAUAAAUAUAAUCAAAAAAGAAAUGUGCUCCAUCAUAGUCACGAUCUCAGUCAGCCAAUUUUUGAUCAGCCUUCUGAGUAUAAUGAAAAUGGACAAGCCUUCCAUGAGGAAGCGGCAUUUUUCACAAACAAGAAAAUACAGGUAGGAGAGACGCUCUGUAAAUACAAUGCAUGUGGAAGAACCUUCAUCCACAGUUUAGAACUCAGUUUAUCUCAGAGAACUCAUUUGGAGAUGGAGCCAUAUGAAUGCAGUCUUUGUGGGAAGUCCUUCUAUACUGAUUUAAGAUUGGGACACCAGAGAACUCUUACAGGGGAGACUCCUUAUGAAUAUGACGAAUAUGGGCAAACCUUCUGUGAUGACUCAACUUUCAUUAUCCAUCAGGGAACCUAUGCAAGAAAGAUUCCCCACGAAUAUAAAGUGAGUCAUAAAACGUGGGAAAAGUCAUCCCUCUUUAAACAUCAGAUAGUACACAUGGGCAAAAAACCUUAUGAGCACCAUGAAAAUAGGAAUAACUUCAGCAAGAAGUCCCAUCUCACCCAACUUCGAAGAGCUCACUCAGGAGAAAAAACCUUCGAAUGUGGUGAAUGUGGGAAAACAUUCUGGGAGAAGUCAAACCUCACUCAGCAUCAAAGAACACACACAGGAGAGAAACCCUAUGAAUGUACUGAAUGUGGGAAAUCGUUUUGUCAGAAACCACACCUUACCAACCAUCAGCGAACACAUACAGGAGAAAAACCCUACGCAUGUAAGCAGUGUGGAAAAACGUUCUGCGUAAAGUCAAACCUCACAGAACAUCAGAGAACGCACACCGGGGAAAAACCGUAUGAAUGUAAUACGUGUGGGAAAUCCUUCUGCCACAGGUCAGCCCUAACUGUACAUCAGAGAACACACACAGGAGAGAAACCCUUUAUAUGUAAUGAAUGUGGGAAAUCCUUCUGUGUGAAGUCAAACCUCAUUGUACAUCAAAGAACUCACACAGGGGAGAAACCCUAUAAAUGUAAUGAGUGUGGGAAAACCUUCUGUGAAAAAUCAGCUCUCACUAAACAUCAGAGAACUCACACAGGAGAGAAACCCUAUGAGUGUAACGGAUGUGGGAAAACCUUUAGUCAGAGGUCAGUACUGACGAAACAUCAGAGAAUUCACACGAGGGUGAAAGUUCUUUCAACAUCCUGA